Babjeviella inositovora NRRL Y-12698 is the source of this 791-nucleotide messenger RNA. RefSeq lists its product as uncharacterized. NCBI's taxonomy places the organism in Eukaryota, Fungi, Ascomycota, Pichiomycetes, Serinales. The coding region runs from base 91 to 549 and encodes 152 amino acids. The transcript is spliced from 2 exons. The record is from RefSeq and is a predicted model, not a curated record. Gene Ontology annotation, biological process: mitochondrial translational termination. Gene Ontology annotation, molecular function: translation release factor activity. Gene Ontology annotation, cellular component: mitochondrial large ribosomal subunit.
CGUGGUUUGAUCGCCAGGGAGCCCUUCCCCAGGCUUGAUUAUCUUGCUACCCGGCUCCAAUCCACCUUCUGCAGUCCCUCACGAGAAGAGAUGGACAAGUCGCAAAAGUGGUUAGACGAGCUAUCAGGACAGACCAUCCCUCGCUCCAUAUUCAAGAUCUCUUACAGCUGUUCCUCCGGCAAAGGUGGACAGAAGGUUAACAAGACCAGCUCCAAGGCUACCGUUUCUAUGGCAAGGGAGGACUGGGAUUCCGCGUACUGGAUUCCAAAACCAGUGAUGCAGCAGCUUCAAACAAAGGGAUUCCGGUACCAAACAGAAACGGGAAACGUUGUGAUACAGUCUGACUCAACACGCUCGAGGUACCAGAACACCGACUUGUGCUUUGAAAAGCUCGCGGAUGAGAUCAGAGCUACGGUGUACUUUCCGAAGGAAACCACGGAGGAGACGGUGGAAAAAUGGAACCAGAUUAAAGAGUUUGCCAAGACCAAGCGGUUGGAGCAGAAGAAGCGGCAUGGCCGGAAGAAAGCCGAUCGCAAGAGCACAUUCUGAAAGACUAUAUUCAGUUAGGUUUCGCUUAUUUGGAUAUUACCGCCAAACAUCGGCAAUAAGCUAUCCUCCUACUUAGCCUAGCUGUCAGCUGAUACUUUGCAAAAGAUAUAAAAAUUAUCCGUGGUAGAACUCUUCCUGGUUUACAAUAUCUCCGCUGAGUAUUGUAAUCUUAGUGGAAACGUCCUAGAGAUAAGUCAACCUAAAGAACUCGACUAAUAAGGAUGGAUCAGAGAACAGAGUUC